Molecule: messenger RNA, 606 nt
Organism: Seminavis robusta
Lineage: Eukaryota; Bacillariophyta; Bacillariophyceae; Naviculales; Naviculaceae
Source: the annotation of a GenBank genome assembly
AUGGCGACAACUGAAACAGUCAAGUUGAAUGUGGGUGGAACCCAAUUCGUAGUGUCGCGUUCUCUCAUUGAACAGCAUUCCACCACCAUGCUGGCUCGGCUUGUCUCUGACACUUGGCAGAAGGAUCCCAAGAAAGAGAUCUUCAUUGACCGGGAUGGAGAAACAUUUCGCUUUGUCAUCCAAUUCAUGCGUGAUUCCAAAGUGAGCUUGCCCAUGUCCAAGGUAUCCAAGACAAGCCUUCUUGAUGAGUUGAGAUACUUUGGCUUUCAAAAUGUAGACUCAAAUGCAAUCAAUGCAAGCUGUGUGAGCCGUGAAUUGGUUGAUCAGAUUAGACUUAACAAUGAGAGUCAUGAAACACGGAAGACAGAACUCAGUCUAAAGCUCUGCUAUGAAGUUCUGGCUCAUUUAGCCUACACCGAAUGUUGCAAGUCUGGCAGAUUUGGUCCUGUCGCCAUUGAUCAUUCACUUCCAAGACCAAAAAUCAGCACCUGGAAUGCAGAGAUGUUUAACGAGGCUUUGGCGAAAUACGGAAUACAGGGCAAGCUGGAGGGUGGUUCUUACCCCUACAGCAAAGUCCAAGUGAGAGUGACUCGCUUGGAAGAUUGA